AUGACAUCGUCUUCCCUGAAACAGCAGCGGACUUACCAGUACUUCGACCACUGUACUUUGUCCGAGGACCACCACCUUGAAUACCUCGAGAACGAAAUAAGCAAGAUAAAAUGGGAUGUGAUCGGCAUAAGGGAAAUGCGAAGGCCAGGCGAAAACGCGACCCAACUUCCGAAUCAACAUAUUUUAUUCCACAGAGGAAACGACAAGAAACAAGGAGGCGUAAGAUUCCUGAUUCACAAGAAACUAAAAGGCAACAUCACUGAGUUUCACGCGACGUCGGACAAAGUUGCUUCAGUCACAAUUAAGAUCUCAAAACGGUACGACAUCAAAAUCAUACGGGCCCUAUGCUCCAACAACACUAUCAUCACAGGAUGCUCUUGA
Penaeus monodon (black tiger shrimp) is the source of this 381-nucleotide messenger RNA. RefSeq lists its product as uncharacterized. The coding region runs from base 1 to 381 and encodes 126 amino acids. The transcript has 2 exons. The record is from RefSeq and is a predicted model, not a curated record. NCBI's taxonomy places the organism in Eukaryota, Metazoa, Arthropoda, Malacostraca, Decapoda, Penaeidae.